UGUGAACCACUUCAGCCGGCGCGUAGGUUGUUGAUGAGUUUACGAGCGCGUACUGUGAGCAAUUCGCUACGUCUCCAAGAAUAUCGAGAAUACUAGCACUGCACAGCCUAGGCUACUGCUACUAUAUUGUAUUCAGCAAGCGGGGGCAAUAGGAUGUGAGGUUUGGCACGUCACACCUGGCGCAUGUAGGAGUGGUUGACGCGGCGCGCAACGACAAUGGACGGGCACGCUUCCCGCAUCGCCUUGCGCUAGGGAUAGGUGACGCGACGCACGCACCUACGAGCAGGCAUAGCUUGCUGCGUUCCGUCAAGGUCUGGUUUUGCCUAAGUAGUUUCUGCUACUCUACGUUGCUACAAUCUGCUAUUUGCUACAAUCUGCUAUUUGCUACUAUCUACUGGUUGUCACAAGUCUACGCUGCUACAAGAUCCGGCACGGAGAUCUUCAGCACUUAAAAUCACAGUACAACAAUUGGUGGAGGAUCAUGGUCGUUCUGCAUUAGCUACCUCUACCCAGCUAAUCCCCCAGCGGAAGAAGAAGAAGAGCGAAAGAAGAAGAAGAUGAGAAGAGAACCAGGCCUUCCAAUCGUCCAGCGGAAAAGGGAGAAGCAGACGGAGAAGAUGGAGAAGAAAGAACUAACAGAGGAGCAGCAGAUGAGCAGAAGAAGCGGAAGACUAACACGGCGACGAUAGGGUAAGCUACAUCGUAAAUUACAUAGCCACAAAUUUAUUUGGUUGGAAAUAAUUUAUUAACAGUAAAAUAGCUCGCGAAUUACCGAGCAGCGCGCGAAUUUUCGUAGUUGUAGCUAGCGUGGUAUUCGAAUUUUAUUACGGCGUAACGGUGACUCAAAGUGUCGAAAGGAGAGAUGUACAUUAUUAAGCCUAUGCGAUGAGAAAGGCGAAACGCCUAGCCGCUUCUAAAGUAUGACCUCGAAUGUUGCAAUUUAGGGAAGCCGCAUUCGGCGUGUUAUUAUCCCUACCAACAGAGGCAUACUACGGCACAAACUCACCCUAGUGGGUAAAUUAAAGGUGACGAUUGAGCUAAAACAGCUCCGCCCAAAAAUGGGUACGUCCGAUUUCGUCACGCGUCGCGUCAUUUUUGGGUCACGGCUGCUGCCGAUACCAUUUGGUCGAUACCACGACAUAGCAAAACCACGAAUUUAAAUUUUUAAUAAACAAAGAGUUGGCUAUGGAUCUGUGUUUACGAUAUGGCUUAGCCGGUGAUAUCUGUAUUUUUGUUUCGUCGUUUGUUUGUUUGUGUUUUGUUUUUUUAAUUCACCGAUUACUGACGCGUUUUAUAUGGUAAGAUAUGGUAUCCUUGUUUCGCCCUCCUUCCUUGCCUUCCCUGCCGAUACGAGUUGAGUUACCGAUGCAGUCUGUCGAAACCCUCCUGUGAUACGAAAAUGUGGCCACAUUUUUACUAGACAGCUGCAGCAAUAUCCCCCCUCAACUCGUUUCAAAACCGGAUUUUCCGUCCCUUCUCUACCCCAAGGAUUUACCAUCGCCAUCAAGCGUAAACGCGAUCGGUAUCUUGAAAACCGCCUCACAUGCGAGCACGGUAUACGCACGUGCAGCACAUCAUAUCAGCAUAUGAUUGCAGUGGGGCUGAUUGUUUUGUUUUGUAUCACUGUUCCUUGCAUUAUUGUCAUAAUGCACUGUAUAAACAACUUAUACCAGUUUAUUCUAUUUAGGUAGCGUAUUUUAGAAUAUAGUUAUUAUAUAUCGUUUUUAAUUGGAAAUACUUUUUCAUGAAGACAGCAAGCGGUGGCAAUAGGAUGUGACGCUUGGUACGUCACACCUGGCGCAUGUAGGAGUGGUUGACGCGGCGCGCAACGACAAGGGACGGGCGCGCUUCCCGCAUCGCCUUGCGCUAGGCAUGUAUGGGUGACGCGACGCACACACCUACGAGCGGGCAUCGCUUGCUGCGUCCCGCCAAGAUCUGGUUUUGCCAAAGUAGUUUCUGCUAGAUCCGGUUUCGAGCUGCUAUAUAAACAGCAAUUGACAAGCAAAAAAUAUAAGAUUUUAGAGAGAGAUAGACGAUGUAGAGAGCCAGAGAGGAGAGACGCCAGGCGGGUUCCAAUAUGGACGAAACCUAGGCUGUCGUAUGUAGUAUCAGGAAAUUGUCAUUAUUAACUUCUGGUAAUAUGUAUGUAUAUAUUUUGUAUGUGUUCGUGUUAUUAAUAAUUAAAGUCAUAGUUCAACAACGAAUCAGCGACUACGUCAUAUCUACUGGUUGUCACAAGUCUACGCUGCUACAAGAUCCGGCACGGAGUUCCUCAUCACUUAAAAUCACAGUACAACACUACUGCUGGGGGUAGGAAGGAUGAGACUGCACUUCCGCCUUUGCGGUUUAUGCUUUGCUGACAAAUUGUCAUUCACAGCGCAUCUCCUCGCAUCACGAAGCACGAGGGCAACGCUUUGCUCUCGCUCAUUUGUGCUUCAUAUCCAGUUCUAUUUGCUCGUGCCAGCAAACCCGACUUCCUUGCGAGUAUCCAGUGACAGAUUACUUCGCUUAGCUUCAACGCUUGCAUCGAUGCGUGUGAGAAUAGCUACUGUAAAGUCAUGUGGACGGCUGCCGUUCGCCUGCAGAAGAACUGUCGCUGUCAUUGCCGCAGUAUUUUGCAUUACUGCCCUGUGCUUGACAAUCAACUACGACCACGGCUCAUCUACUGGUGCGGGGCUAUGGCCACAAGAUGCCGAGGACCAGGAGGUGGGAGAGAAGUGGGAUAUGGUUGACCCGGAUGUCCACUCUGAGCGAUGGAUCGUGGUGACCUCCGUCAAUCAACCUACGGAGGACAUCCGCAAAAUGGCGUCGAUGUCAGACUGGAAGGUGGUCGUUGUAGGCGACAAGAAGUCACCGCCCGACUGGAGUGAAGCCAACUGCAUCUACCUAGGCCCCGAAAAACAACAAUCUCUAGGUUACGGAAUCUUGAAGAAGAUACCAUGGAACAAUUACGCCAGGAAAAAUAUUGGAUAUCUCUAUGCCAUAGAGCAUGGCGCCAAAUAUAUAUUCGACACCGAUGAUGACAACCAUCCGACAGAUAAUCUCAACAGUUUCGUAUACGGGCCUACGAUGACAGGACUAGUAACGGAGUGUGGUCACCGACAGAAGAUGCGGAGAUUCCUAAACCCGUAUGCCCACUUUGGACAGCCUACAAUAUGGCCUCGUGGAUUCCCACUGGGGGAAAUUGCUUUAAAUGUAGGAAAGAAAUACGCUUUCUGCAAGUUCAAAACGCCGGUUAUACAGCAAGGCAUUGUGAACGGCGACCCGGACGUGGAUGCCAUUUUCAGAUUAACUAGGAAGAAAGUGGGCCUAAGACUUAACAUAACAUUCGAUGGAACUGCCCCACCAGUUGUUCUUUCUCCUGGCACGUUCUCGCCGUUCAACUCACAGAACACGCUGUUCCAUCACGCGGCGUUCUGGGGUCUUCUGCUGCCUGUGACAACGACGUCACGAGUAUGCGACAUCUGGCGAGGUUACUGGGUGCAGAGACUGCUGUGGGAAACCGGUGAUCAGCUUGCCUUCUUCGGACCCACGAGUUUUCAACGUCGAAACUCGCAUUCAUACAUGAACGAUGCUAGCGACGAAGCAGACCUGUACUACAAAAGUAAUAGUCUCGUAGACCUGUUGCUUGAUUACCAGUGCAAGGCAGAUGACAUCUAUAUUUGUAUGAUAGAACUCACCAACGAAAUGGUCAGGCACGACUUCAUACAGCUCGACGAUGCUUUGUUAAUGAGAACGUGGAUAAACGAUCUCAAGGCUGUCGGUUACAAACCGCCAGCCAAACAACGGAGAACUGACGAAGUAAGAAAUAAUAACUGUCAUGCGGAGCAGGAUAAGGGCGUGGAGGUGCUAUUCGAACCGCGCCCGCAGCCUACAUCACUCAUCCACUCACCAUCUCCAAAAAGAGUUCUUCAGAACGAGGCUGCAAUUAAAUCGCUGCAGCGGAAUAUUUGUCCAGCAUUCGUACAAUCGCCGUCACGGGUUCCACAAUCCGGCUUGCUCUUUGAUGACAUAUUGCUCAUCAUAAUUUUCAAUGGUUACCAUACCGAUACAAUUCCCAUUCUCGAGGUCAUGUACCGUCCCAGCUUUCCCAAUAUUCUCUACUGUGGCGAAUUCCGCCCAGAACAAGAUAACCGCACUUUCGCAAACAUUAAAUAUUCUUUCUAUGCCGUUCCAAAGAUGGGGCUAGACGGUUAUAACUCGUACGAAUGCACGAUUGGCGCCAUUAGAAUGGGCUACAAUGUCUCCGGGUUCCUCGUCAUAGGGGAUGACGUCCGGUUAAAUAUCCAACAAUGGACUAAUCUAAAUAGGUCAGCAUUGAUUUUCGAUACUAUGGAUGUAAUUGAUCUACCGAAGGUACACUGCCGUUUUCGGACGCCCAACCGUUGUCUCCUUCCUAGUAAAGCCUGGCUUCUGGCCUUCUACCGCGAAGAGCUCGUGAAAACUUUUAAUCACCUGAAAUCUUCACCAACAAAAAGUUUGGAACGUCGCUGUUAUAAUAACCUCGUCACUGAAAACAGGGGCGAGUAUCGCUUCAAUAAUGAGCUGUCUGACGUCUACUACAUUCCUAGACGACUGGCUAGCGACUUUGCUACGUUAGCAUCUCUGUUCGCAGAAAAGGGAGUGUUUGUGGAGAUUGCCAUCCCGACGCUAAUACGCUGUUUGGACAAGCCGGCAAACGUACAGAAGGCGAAAUAUUUAUACAUAGUGGGUAGGAACAGAACAAAAGAUGCGCUGUGGACUCACUGGGAGGAAAGCCUUAACUAUCAUUCUUACCAUCCGUAUAAAUUGAGCCCCGUGUUGAAGAAGGACAGGUCUGACGUGCAGCAUUUCUGCAAACAGGUUCUACCGCGAAUGAGUAGCUGCCGGCCGACAUACUGGCAUUUAUGACGCAGCUAAAUUACUCUAUAGAAUUGUGCUAUGUAUAUAUAUAUCUUGUCAUGUUUGAACUUAUCUCAACUACUUAAACUAUAAUUCUUCAUGUCAAACAUCCACAGCGAACAGAUGAUCGUACUGUGCAAAUAAAUAGUUAAGUAUUAAACUACAAUCUUGAUGUAUUCGAAAUAAAAUUUCAACCUUUAUUAACAAUAAAUGUUUGUGUUCAUUA
This is a messenger RNA of Priapulus caudatus, 5107 nucleotides long. RefSeq lists its product as uncharacterized. Bases 2320 to 4890 code for a protein of 856 amino acids. The transcript is spliced from 6 exons. Lineage: Eukaryota; Metazoa; Priapulida; Priapulimorpha; Priapulimorphida; Priapulidae. The record is from RefSeq and is a predicted model, not a curated record.